CUUUGGUUGGUUUCAACGUGCAAUCCUCCUCCACCAUCAAUAUGAAGAUCCAGUCUAUGAUUUCCUCCGGCCACCCUCAUCCUCCAACAUCUCCUCCUUUUCCUUCUCCGAUUUCAACACCACCGAGUCUACAUUUUCGAUUUUUCAUUAUAGGAGCACAACAUUGGGUUGCCGUUGCCGUAAAUGUAGAAAAUCGCGCCAGUUUUGUGUUCAUUAAGGACUUCAGGAUCGACAACAAUGACUCUACAAUUUAGGAGAUCAGGAUCGCUUUCGAGAAUCUUGAAGACCACCUUGAUCUUUUUCAUGUAUAUGUGAUGGCUGGUCCAGGAAAAAUGAAGAUUGAAACAAAUAAUCAAGAGAUAUGUCAAGAGUUGGAAGUACCAUUUUUAGCAAUUAAGAGAUUAUGUGGUGGUUAUUACAUUAGUGUCUUUUUUGUGAUUUGAGUUCUUAAUAGACUGCUUAAUACCUAUCAUUUAGUAUAUUACUUUUACAUUUAAUUACAUGGCUUAUUAUUCUUCUAGGAGGUUUUGGCAUAAUUUUCAAUAUACUGAAGUAGAUAAC
This is a messenger RNA of Rubroshorea leprosula, 561 nucleotides long. Lineage: Eukaryota; Viridiplantae; Streptophyta; Magnoliopsida; Malvales; Dipterocarpaceae. The record is from the annotation of a GenBank genome assembly.